This is a messenger RNA of Penicillium maclennaniae, 3390 nucleotides long. RefSeq names its product NACHT-domain-containing protein. NCBI's taxonomy places the organism in Eukaryota, Fungi, Ascomycota, Eurotiomycetes, Eurotiales, Aspergillaceae. Gene Ontology annotation, molecular function: protein binding. The record is from RefSeq and is a predicted model, not a curated record. The coding region runs from base 1 to 3390 and encodes 1129 amino acids. The transcript is spliced from 5 exons.
AUGGCGGCGCCACGAUAUCUCGUGAAUUUCGAUUGGCGCCAGAGCCGCCAUAGGCCGAUGCGCUUCGCUUUUCAGGCCCGCGAUAAACCUCGCCAGUCUGACAUCAAUUUCAUCGAGAUCUUUUCCGCAACUACGAACGACAGAUGUUCCGUCCCCCCUGAGCAAGCCGCUCCAUCGACCACAGCAGUCCUAGCCAUCCGGCGAUUGACUGCAGGUGCCUCCGCCUCGCUCCCUACGGCCGUGCCUCCUACGUCCGACACGGCAUUCCACACCUCUUCAAACAAUAUUAGCGGCGAGGCUGCGACAGAGAUAUCCCAGAAAGCGACAAGCGAAAAAGCGGCAGGCAACGCAGAGGACUUGGCCACAGACGGUUCUCUCUGGGACAGAGCAUAUGAUGAUCUUAAGGGCGAAAAAGACAAAGAGCCUAACCUCAUUGACGUAUAUGAGGAUCUUUUGUCUAGGGUGCUCAUCGGAGCCCCGUCGAAAACACCACCAUCUCCGCAAGAGAGAGACGACGCCAGCGAUGUCAAGAAUUUAACUCCUCAGCACGAUGCAAUCGCACGCCGUGAGAAGCUGAGGCAAAUAACGGAGCUUGGUCUGAAACAUAUGGAAGAUAAGAAUGUCAGUACAACACUGUUGGGACACAAGAUUGUCCUGCAAGAUGUCGUGGCAAACGUCGCCGGGGCUGUGGGAUGGGCCGAAGACUACAUCAAGGAUGCUGUCAAGGACCUACCGUACGCGUCCAUCAUUGUGGCUGGCGUCUCUCUUGUCCUUCCACUCCUAAAGAACCCGCCCGCAGUCGAAGCUGCCAAUCAGGACGGGUUCACAUACGUUACCUCCCAGAUGCGCUACUACGUCGCGAUGGAGUCGCUGCUGUUACCCGAGCAUAUGAAAGCCGACCUGAAGGCCGAUCUUACGGACCGUCUUAUCGAUCUGUACAAACUUAUCAUUGACUUUCAGGUGCGGAGCGUCAUACGGUUCUAUCGGAGUCGAACCAAGAACUUUUUUAGAGGGACUAUCAACUACGACGGCUGGGACAAGAAGAUCCAGAACAUCAAGGAGAACGACGCUGCUCUUGUGCAGAAGUUCGAGACAGCUAUGUCUGGCACCGGUCUCGACAUCUCUAGAAGUAGUCUCCAGGAGUUACGGAAACUUGCCCAGGAAGCAAGUAAACAGCGCGCAAGCCUUAGCAGCCUGAUUCGCAUCUCUCAAGAGCAGCUGAGCGUUUUGCAGAGAAUCGACCAACAUAUCACGGAUCCCCAGGACCAAAUCUGUCUGCAGCAUCUCCGAACCACUAACCCCCGCGACGACAAGGACCGUAUUGAGAAGGAUAAAGGCGGCCUGCUCAAAGACUCGUACCGCUGGAUUCUCGACAACGACGAUUUCAGACACUGGCGCAAGGACCCAAAGAGCCGUCUGCUCUGGGUCAAGGGUGAUCCUGGCAAGGGCAAGACAAUGCUCCUAUGCGGAAUCAUUGAUGAGUUGACAAAGUCGACCAACACUGCGGCCGUCUCUUUCUUCUUCUGCCAGGCUACCGAUGUGCGUAUCAACAACGCCACGGCUGUCCUGCGAGGCCUACUUUACCUGCUUGUGAAGCAGCAGCGAUCUCUCAUCUCCUAUGUACGCGAAAGCUAUGACGAUUCCGGAAAGCAGCUCUUUGAGGACGCAAAUGCAUGGAUGGCCUUGUCGAAGAUCUUCACCAACAUUGUCAACGACGAGCGUCUACAGAGCACUUACCUGGUUAUCGAUGCGCUCGACGAGUGCACCAGAGACCUGAGCCUGCUUCUUGACCUCCUUGUCCAGAAGUCAUCCGUAUGCCCGCGCGUCAAGUGGAUCGUCUCUAGUCGCAACUGGCCGAGCAUCGAGAAGGAUCUUGACACCGCUACGCAGAGAGUAGACCUGCGACUUGAGCUGAAUGAGAAUUCCGUCUCCGCAGCUGUUACAAUAUACGUCCGGUUCAAGGUUGAGAGGUUAGCGAAGCGAAAUAACUACAGCAAGGAUACGCAGGACGCAGUCGAGCGCUACUUGUCUGUCAACGCACACGGCACCUUCCUCUGGGUGGCCCUGGUCUGCCAGGAACUCGCCACUACCCCGGGAUGGAAGGCACAAAAGAAGCUGACGGUGUGUCCGCCAGGGCUCGAUGCACUCUACGGACGGAUGAUGGACCAGAUCUGCAAAUCCGAAGAUGCUGCGCUUUGCAAAGACAUACUCGCCAUCCUCUCGGUCGUGUACCGGCCUAUCACACUGGAUGAGCUAACGGCCCUCGUCGAUAUGCCUGACGGUGUCUCUGGCAAUUACGAAGCUCUAGCAGAGAUUUCCGCAAAAGACUAUUUGCUCAAACAGACCCGUGAGGAGAUCUUCCCUUCUGGGAUAGAAGACAUACACCGUACCAUCUUCUCACGAUCCCUUCGAGUCAUGAGGGAAACAUUGCGACGCGACAUCUACAACCUUGGCGCUCCCGGAUUUCCUAUCGACCAAGUCACACAACCCAAUCCAGAUCCAUUAGCUACGGCCCGGUACUCGUGCGUCUAUUGGAUUGACCAUAUGCGGGACUGUGAUCCCAGCAAGAACGCGAAGGACCUCCAGGAUUGUAGCUUGAUCGAUAGCUUUCUACGCCAGAAAUAUCUCCACUGGCUCGAGGCUCUUAGCCUGCUAAGAAGCAUGUCAGAAGGAGUAGCUUCUAUGUUGAGGCUUGAGGGUUUGCUUCAGGCAGGAGAAGAAAUAUCACCUCUUAUCGACCGAGCCCGAGAUGCUAGUCGAUUUAUCCGAUAUCAUAAGUGGGCAAUCGAGAAUAGCCCUCUUCAAGUAUACGCUUCAGCACUUGUAUUCAGCCCGGCCCGCAGUAUAACAAGGUAUCAGUUUAAAAAGGAGGAGCCAGAAUGGAUCAUUAGAAAACCAGCUAUUGCAGAUGAUUGGAGCGCAUGCCUACAAACGCUUGAGGGCCAUAGCGACACGGUCUGGUCGGUGGCCUGGUCGCACGAUGCGGCGCGGCUCGCGUCGGCGUCGGCCGAUAAGACGGUCAAAAUCUGGGAUCGGGCGACGGGCCAGUGCCUGUCGACGCUCUAUGUCGGUCGAACUCCUCAUUAUCUUCAAUUCGAUGCAUCUAGCUUUGACCUUUUGCAUACCGAGCGUGGCACAUUCGACUUACGAACCGUCGUAAUUUCUACAGUCUUAGACCCUGCCUCUCCCAAUCGUUUCUCUCCACUCGCCGUUGGAUAUGGCUUGAGCAGCAACCAUGACUGGAUCACAUAUCAAGGACAAAAACUCCUGUGGCUGCCGCCCGAGCAUCGGGCAUCAUGUUCAGCUAUAUCCGGAACGGUUGUGUCAAUAGGCUGUUCUUCAGGCCGCAUCUUAAUCCUGACACUCUUAGACAGCAAUCCGAUUUCGUAG